Molecule: messenger RNA, 1514 nt
Organism: Hydractinia symbiolongicarpus
Lineage: Eukaryota; Metazoa; Cnidaria; Hydrozoa; Anthoathecata; Hydractiniidae
Exons: 1
Coding region: 219-1319 (366 amino acids)
Cellular component (GO): membrane
Molecular function (GO): hexosyltransferase activity
Source: RefSeq, a predicted model, not a curated record
GAAAUUAAUUAAUUUUCGUAAUUUAACUUAUUCAAUCACAAAAAUUUUGAUUAAGCAACUCCCUGGUUCUCAAAAACUCGCGUAAAGAUCAAAAGAAUAUUGGUAACGCUUUUGAACACACACAAUACGGCUAUAAUUAUAGAAACUAUUGUGGGACAAUGGUUUACUUGCAAGCUCUCUUGAUUACCAUCACAUAGUUUUUUAUAACAUGCGAAGAUAUGAAAAGUCUAGAAAAACGUAAACACGAGAGUGUUUUUCCAAAAAUUAUGAUAUUCUGUCUUAGUUUUUUAUUGUUUUUGUUGAUUUCGUUUUCAACGAAGGGAUUAUAUAUACACGAAGAACAUUCAGUUCAGUUUGUUAAAGUUUUAAAUAUUCAAUCACAAAUUCAAAGGAACCUCAAAAAUAGAAAGAUAGUCCUACUUAUUGGGAUUUUUACUGCAAGUAAAUACAAAAAUCGUCGAGAUGACAUUCGAGACACGUGGAUGAAAACUUGUCAUGAAUAUAAGGGAUGCAAAAGCCUAUUCAUAUUGGAUGGAUUAACAGCUGACGGAAAGCCAUUGGAUAAGAUCAUAAUGCAGCUACAAAAUGAAUCUAGUCAUAAUAACAAUGAUAUGAAAAUUUUACGGACGCCUCUUGGAAGGAAUUUUGCGCUGAGGAUUUUAGAAAGUUUAAGGUUCGCUUUUCAGGAAUACGACUUUGAUUACUUCUUGAGAGUGGAUGAUGAUUAUUACCCGUGCAUCCAUCGUCUUAUGUUCGAGCUACCUAAACGCAUGAACCUUGAGUACCUUUUCUGGGGUUUUACUAGAUGCUCCCCAGCGAGAAUUGACGAAGGUUUCGUUGUGUUUAAUAAUAAAUUAGCGAUACGGAUUUUGGAAGACGAGAAUUCGUUGAUUUGUACAGACUUUGGCACAACUUCGAUUUCAAAAUGGGUCAUGGAUAUAUCAAGAACUCAGAAUGUUUCCUGGUUUGCUGAUAAUGAGCGCGUAUGGCAUCACCCACCUGUGUCUCUCGUACCUGAGCUUAAAAAAAAAACUGAGAUUUGUCAUACGUACCUUGCUUUGCAUGGAGUUUAUUUUGGCGAUAUGAAAGUGUUUCAUAAAAUCAUGCUUGGUGAAAACAAAACUGAUUAUACGCUAAAUACGGUUAAAAAUCACUGUAAAUUGCCCAAACAUAGAGUGUUUCCAUUGUGGAGUCUAGAUCCGGACGGUUUAUGUCAGGAAACUCCCUUAUUUGAUCUAUCCAAUAAGAGAGGGACUCCCUAUAGGGGAAGAGAAAGCAUGGCUGGACAAAAUUUUACCAUGAAGCAAAGACAUUUGUAAAUGACAUAUUUUAUCGAAGAAUAACUGGGAAAUAAAAGGAAAUGACACCUGGGAAACUUAAUCAUGACAAUAUGAUCACCACGCAUUAACCGAUGAAAUUUUAUUGCCCGUCUUUCAUAUAUAUGUUGGGCACUUGGUCUCGGCUAAUAUUAACAUAAUUCCAUUGUUGUUAAGCAAUACAAAAUUUUCUUUUUA